Messenger RNA from Sabethes cyaneus, 6993 nucleotides. It is a transcript of the gene fus, whose product is annotated as RNA-binding protein fusilli. NCBI's taxonomy places the organism in Eukaryota, Metazoa, Arthropoda, Insecta, Diptera, Culicidae. The record is from RefSeq and is a predicted model, not a curated record. Gene Ontology annotation, molecular function: RNA binding. Gene Ontology annotation, cellular component: ribonucleoprotein complex. Bases 2048 to 4885 code for a protein of 945 amino acids. The transcript is spliced from 12 exons.
CUGUUUCGUAGCGAUUCUGACGCUUUCCCUUCCCUAUAGGAGUGUCGUCGUGGUUCAAGUCCCCAAUUUCUGAUAUUAGUUGGCAAUAAUUGCAUUACUGUCUAAAGUGCUGGUUAGAUUCCAGGUGAAAAUCUACUCAAUCCUAUUGCGUGUGGAACACCAAAACUCACCAGGUGACUUGCGCAGCUCAGUGUGUCCAAGUCAGUGGCAUCCGCAAACGGAGUGAGCGAGACGGGACAGACAGUCGAGAAUACCUGUUUUGGGAAAAUUGUGGAAUUUCACCAAUCCGAAGUUGCAGAAAGCGCAAUUGCUAGGUGACAUUCCUUCAACGAUCGGUUUCGAUAAGGCCUAGCCGAUUAACAAGUUAAUUUUGAGCUGUUGAACAUUGUGAAUUGCAAAAUUUUUAAUCGUGUUUAGCCCCAUUUUGGUGCGCGAACUGUGCGUGAGUGAGCGAGAGCGAACGUAGUUAUCUUCGAAUGCUUUGCUCUGCAACGCGAUAUUAUCGUGGAGAGACAAGUUUGAGCAAAAAAUAGAAAAAAAAGUUUUCAUUCGCUGUUUUUGGAAAUUGAUCAGCCAGUACGCGUGAACGAGACGGGAGAGACCUGUUGUUAGCCCCCGAGAGCACGUUCCGUUAUAUUUUGGUCGAAUGGUGUGUGCCUUCCUGUCCGAAGAAGUCGUCGAUGGAUUGAUGUGCUGCUCAGUCAGAAGACAGUGACAGAGGAGAAAAUUUCCGAAAAGAAGAGUUUUCAGUAAAGUAAAGUGAGUUUACGCAACAAUUGCAUUCCUUCCGUGGGUGUUUCGCAUCCUGGUACCGUCUUUGCCCCCAGUAGGUUAGACCGAAAGGUGUUUUUGUUGACACGUUAUUGCUACGGUACCUAGUGCCUUGUGUUCACGGGUCUUCCGAUUGUCCCAACGAACUACAACAACGAUUUAAAGAUCCGACGUGGACCGGGUUUUCAUCCGCGACAGCAACAGGUUCCGCGUGAACAACGAGAAGCACCAGCGAGCGAGCGAGUGAGUGAGUGUGUGUGUUUGCAAAUUAACACAUAACUUCGUCCGGACCUUCCAGCAAACGGCUAAGAUAAAGCCCCGGACGAGGCUCUGCCGUUCCCCUGCCGUCCCAGUCCGAUCGCUGCCGGUGAGAAAAGCCCGAUUAACAUUCCCCGCGAACCACCAGCAGCAGCAGCGGUGUUGGCGAUAAGCGUGUUUAUUUAUACUGAACAAUUACUCAUUACAAGUUAGCCCAGCAGCUAGAAUCACCGCGAAAAUCCACGACAACCGGCAGCCACCACCAGCGCGGCCGGUGCGUGAGCCCUGCGGCAAACAAUAGAAAUUGUGCAACGCCAUUGGCACUCAUUCUCGUUCGUGUUCUUGGGACUUGGCGUGAACUCAGCCUGGAAAGAAGGGCGCCGCUUGUUCUCAGGUUGUAUUUAAAUUAAUCACAAACACUAUCGAAAGUGCAGUGCACGGCAAACGAAAAAAAAAGUUCAAGUGCAAUUAAAGUUUUGGUAGUUUGUAAGGUACUACACAGUUAAUACGAGUUCUGUGAUUACCAGGUUCGGACCCCGAAACCGAAGAAGAGAAAAGUAAUUAAACAAAGUAGCUAUAAAAAGGCGAUCUCUCGGUAGCAUCGACCAAGCAAAUGUGUUAAAGAAACCACCUGCAAAGCAGGAAGAUUAGUUUUGAAGGUUUUCUACCUUCGUCCAUCUUCGCGCUGGAUUUCGGUGAAAAUCAGGUGAAAAGAAAAGCUCGCCGCUCAACCUCAUUCCUAACGGCGCGUACUUGAACGUGAGGUGUAUUAAGUGAAAGAAGAAGAAAAAGUGUACACAAAUAGCUGCAAGGAAUAACCGCAGAAAAAACAACGCCUUACAAAUACACCCGAGCGAGUAAGAGAUAGGCACCACCAGCGAAGGAGAUAAAAAGCAUUCAAAGCCGUUGAGUUCGUUCGUUGCUGUUCCGACCAAGUUCGACCGCACCGAACAAAAGUUCGAAAGUGCUGAUCACCGCGCCAGGAGCUGGAUCAGCAGCAUCAGAAGCGGAACCCAAGAUGCUAGUUCCGGGACAUGUGGUGUCACUGUAUGUGGCGACAGGCGGCUAUAACGGUGCGGCACUUGGCUCCGACGAGAAGGAAAUCGUUCUGCUGAUUUACGUAAUCAUCGAUGUGCAGACAAAUAAUGUUGUCGGCGUUAAGCAGUACUUCGUUCGGCCCACGAACCCGCACCAGAGUCCACUGCUCAGCAGGAACAGUGCCAGUCAGAACAACAUCAGCUCCAGCAAUACCUCGCUCGAUCAGUCCGUCGGAACGAACUGCUCGUCGUCGCUGUCCUCCUCGACGGUUGCCACCGGAAUUCACUCGAACAGCCUGUCCGGAACGUCAUCGUCGGUGACGGCUUCGCUGGUCGCGACCGAGAAUGCCAUCAGCCAGGAGAUACCCGCCAUCGAAUCGUUGAUCCAAACGGCCGGUCAACCGCUGGAGGAGGUGCUCGAACAGUUCGACGCGUACACGAGGAGCCUUAAAAUAGAUCCACACGGGUCAAAUUUUCGCUUGAUUACCGAUGGCCAGCUCCCGCUACGACAGUGCCUCCAUCCGGAAGCCAGUGCCAAAGAAAUUCAGCUGCCCGCGUACUACUGGCGAUUUAGUGACCUACGGAAGGAGCACGUGCGGUUCAAAGCGGGCGAUUUGGCUCGCGCCCUGAUACCGGCAGCCGAUGCGGCCAAACUGAAUGCAAUGCCCCGGUUACCGGCGAUACCGUCAUCCGUCGCGGACAUGAUGAAAGAAAAUGACCUUACAACGAAUCCUGAAAGCGGAUUGUACACUAAAGAAGCCAGUGAUAUGGUCACCAUAAUCCAGCACAUGAUAUCAUUAGGCCAUAAAUUCGAAGCAAAUGAAGUAAUAAAUUUAAGUUUAGAACCUGGAAUAUGCUCAAUUGAUGACGAAAUCGAUGGCACGUGUAUAGUGCGUGCGCGUGGACUACCCUGGCAGAGCAGCGAUCAGGACAUCGCUCGGUUCUUCCGGGGGUUGAAUGUGGCGAAAGGUGGCGUAGCACUGUGCUUAUCACCGCAGGGACGUCGUAACGGCGAAGCUUUGGUACGGUUCGUUUCGCAAGAGCACCGUGACAUGGCGCUAAAACGACACAAGCAUCACAUCGGCAAUCGGUACAUCGAGGUGUACCGAGCAUCCGGCGAGGACUUUUUGGCUGUGGCUGGAGGUGCCUCGAACGAAGCUCAGGCUUUCCUCUCGAAGGGAGCUCAAGUCAUCAUUCGCAUGCGCGGUCUACCGUACGAUUGCACUGCGAAGCAGGUGUUGGAAUUUUUCGCGAGCGGUGAUAACAACUGCUCCGUACUGGACGGUUCCGAUGGAAUACUGUUUGUGAAGAAACCCGACGGUCGGGCAACCGGAGAUGCGUUCGUGCUGUUCGCACAGGAAUCGGACGCUUCGAAAGCUCUCUCGAAGCACCGUGAGUCGAUCGGGCAGCGUUACAUCGAGCUGUUCCGGUCGACCACGGCGGAAGUUCAGCAGGUGCUGAACCGGUCGAUGGACCCGAAGACCUACGAGCCACCACAGCCGCCUUUAAUAGCCGCCCUACCACCGGUGCAGAUGCCUCUUUUACCACAGCACGUCAUCACCAGCGGCACCGCGAAGGAUUGCAUUCGGCUACGUGGGUUGCCGUUUGAAGCCAAAGUGGAACACAUUCUGCAUUUUCUGGAAGACUUUGCGAAGCACAUAGUCUACCAGGGGGUGCAUUUGGUGUACAACGCACAGGGUUCCUUCAAUGGGGAAGCCUUCAUCCAGAUGGACUCGGAAGCGGCCGCUUUUCAGUCGGCCCUGCAGAAACACCACAAGAACAUGAUGUUCGGCAAAAAGCAACGUUACAUCGAAGUGUUUCAGUGUUCCGGCGACGAUAUGAAUAUGGUCCUGAAUGGUGGAUUCCAGCAGCCGUCGAGUAUUUCGAAACCACCGCUACUGUCACCCGGUAUGUUACCACCUGCGCAACAACCACCAACACAAAACCCACAAACACUAGCGCUGUCUCAGCUUCCGUUGACUGUUCCCCCUCCGUUAACCCUAUCCAUUCCUCCGCCCAGUCCUCAGUUGAUCGCACAACAGCAAGCCCACUUUAUAGCACAGCAAAGCCUGAUGGCUCGACAGGCGGCAGCGGCUGCCGCAGCAGCUCAACAGCAAGAGCAAUUCUUCCUGCAUAAUUUAGCUGUCUAUCCAACGCAUAGUACGGUCGCUUCUAACGCUUCAGCCGUGUCGCAAACGCCGCCUGCUUAUGCGACUGCUAAUGCCACCAGUCCGCAGGCGCAGAGCAGUCUUCACAUGACCCAUGGCCAUGCGCCUCCGGCGGCUGUUCAAGGCAUGGGCCAAGCAGCUGCUGCCCAUUACGCAACGGCGGCCGCUUAUCCCACAGCCGGUGGUCAAUAUCCGCAGUUUGUUUUCAUGCCUCGUCAAAUGAUCAAUCCGGGCGGCUUUCCUAUGGGUUUUGUCCCGCCCGGUUUAGGUUCCCUGCACUUUCCAGGGGCAGCAACUGCAAACGCCGCUGGGGCAACAACCGGUCUUCAGCAGUCCCCUUUUGCCAGUACGGCCGGGAUUCACCAUCCCGGUGCACUGGGACACCCUUCAGCCCCUUCGCAGCAGCAACCGGCACAGUCCCAGCAUCAUGCAGCCGCUCUAACGGCCAAUGCUGCUGCAGCUGCUACCAAUGCUUUGCUUCCGUCGAGCAUUAAACGCUCUUACGAUAAUGCCUUUCGUGGCGAACAGUCUCCACUAGCAGCGACCGGCGGUUCAAAGCGUCCAUUCCACGGCGGCAAUCAAGCAGCCGCCGCUGCGGCGGCCACAGCGGCUGCUGCUCUCUACGCCCCCUAUUACCAUCCACACAUGUGAGAAGUAACACUAUACAUUUAGCAUAUUUUAUUAAAUUAUCAUGUUAACUAUAUGAAUAGUUAUCGUGAAUAGUUUUAGUACGCAAGUACUAACACACAUUACCAUUUUUUUGAUAGAACUUUUUGCCUUAAAUUAUGAAUUCUAUAAAGUUUACUCGUAGUUAUAGUUUUUCUAGCAAAUAGCGAAAUUACAUUCCAUCCACUGCUAAACCAAUGCAGCUAUAAAUCCGUAAAACACCAAGUGGACCCCAAAAAUAUGAUCGCGCAAGACUCUCUUGAAUCGAUAGACGCUACUAAACGUACUUAUAAGAAGAGAUGAUUCAUAUAUAAAGUUGAUGCAUAUAUUUUUUUAAUAUUAUUAUUAUUAUUGUCAUCUUUAUUAUUCCAUUAUGAUACGGUACUUAUAGGCGAUAAAAGUUGUGCUAACCAAUGCUUCCCAAACUCGAAGCCCCCCCAGUUGUUUUUCCCCACCACCAUUUUUUUCGAACGUCCCCCGCUAAAAAUUAACCUCAUAUUGUGCGGGAAGAAGACGUGCAAUCCUCCCCCCUCCCUUCCCCCCGCUUCCCUACAAUCCAUGUGAAGACUGACUGAUCAAGGCCGAAAGAAAAUAGUAUCCUCGCCCCUACUCUCACUCACCCACUCAUAAACUCACACAUACACACAUACAAACCAAACAAAUACAUACGUUAUAACUGCUGCUAUGUAAAGGAAUUUGCUCUGAUUGAUCUGUCUACUGGUCCAGCUCUAUUGUUUAUUAUCAAAACACACACAUACACAAACAGGGGGUGUCGGGAAUGUUGUUAUUAUUGUUAAGGCGAACGGAGCUAUACUAAAGUUCAUUGUGAAUGAAUUGUGCGAGACGAGUGAUUUACAAAAAAACACACACACAUAUGUGACAACUGACAGCUAUAUUCACUGAUAUUUUUUUCUGCAAUGUUAGUCUUAGUCCAUUCCUACCCGGGAAUUAGUUAGUGCGUAAAACGAUAGAUAUUUAACUGCAUUAAGGAUACUUGUGGAGUAAUAUUUUAACGGCCAAUUGUUUCCCUACUACCAACAUUCACUCUCUAAUACCGGUUAGGCCUCUAAUAGGUUGUGCAUUGCCAGUAACGGAGCUACACACACGCAAACACACUCUACAAUUGCGCAUUAUUUUUUAGGUUAACAUCUCCUGAAUUUGAUCAUUAGACUGUGGUAUGACGAUAUUCAUUUUUAGUACAAUUAACACAUUCCAAAAGGUCACCUAGUUAAGGUGUCCUUACACGACAAACACAUUAAUUAAUGCGCGCAAUCACAUUUCACUAACACAUUCCGUGCAGCAGCGCGCACCGUUAAAUAAUCGUGAUCGAUACGAACGAAAACGAAAUCCUUGUUUCGUUUUUUGGUUCGGUAUUAGGAAAAAGGACAACGCUGCGUAACGAUGGAUGGUAUUAGGCAAGGGUAGGGCUUCAACCGGGAGAGGCACUUUUCGAACAUCAAACAUAAAAAAACUUUUUAUUCCGUACUAAAAUGGUUUGAUGUUCGAUCGACCUUUUAGGAAACGUGCCCCCACGUGCAAGACAGAACGGGAAACUCAUGGUUCAUUGGCUUUUCCUCACAAUUGGUUGUACUUAAGUGUUUAUGUUCUUAAAUAUUUUCAUUGUACUGUUAAAGCUCGGUAAGGGGUUACUCUCCAUUGUUUUUUUUACCGAUAUAUGCUUUUUGUUUUGAUGUCUCUCUAUGGUAGAACACAGCAGCUGAUGGAAAUGCAAUUUUUUAUAUUAAUUAAAGAAUACUAUUUGGUGAUCUGCUCUGCUUUGUACAAAUCGGAAUUCUUCCGUUUGGAGUUUAACCUUUCUGUCUUCCCCGGCUAGGCAAGGUGUGUUUUAAAACGUUUCACACAAUGAAAGAGAGAGAAAGAAAGGUUUGCGAAAACAAAAAUUAACGUUUAAUAGGUUGUUUGUGAAUGUUGGUUGUUUUUAUUUUUACGUUCUCUGCUCAGCUCAAUAGAAUAUUUUUUUUUUUUUGUAUUUUAAAUGUGUCUGUGUAAGCGUACGAUGUAUCAAGUAGAAAUAAUAUUUUCCUUAUUUUCAUAUUUCCUUUUUUUAGUUGAUAAGCAAAAGACAAAAAAAA